This is a messenger RNA of Schistosoma mattheei, 2292 nucleotides long. NCBI's taxonomy places the organism in Eukaryota, Metazoa, Platyhelminthes, Trematoda, Strigeidida, Schistosomatidae. The record is from the annotation of a GenBank genome assembly.
AUCAUUGAAGACUUUACAAUUAUUUCUCUCAUUUUUUAUUACGUAAUUCAUAUUCUUUUUAAAUUUUAGAUGUUUAGGUGUAAAUUAGAAUUUUAAUCUCCAAGCCGAUAAAUAUUUUCUUAUGACCGGUAUGACGGUUCCAGUUUGUUCGAUGAACAGUACAGGUGAUAUUUAUCUAUUAAAUCAGGAUUUGAUUAAUGCAGCAAAUACUGCUAUAUAUUUAAAUACUCAAUUAAAUUCAAUGUAUUAUACAACAUUAAACAUGACAGAAUUAAAUGAUUUUCAAUCAAAUAAUUUACCAUUAUUGGAACAAUACAUUAAUGUACAUGGUACUACACAUAUGUCUUAUUGUUCACGUGUAACAAGUUUUAAAUCCAAUUUUUAUUUACGUAAUAUUUUACAAACUUAUGUACAACCAUUUGUAAUAUUCUUUACAAUUAUAACAAAUUGUUUAAUAUCAAUUGUAUUAAAUUAUCCAACAAUGCGUAAUUCAACCAAUAUUAUAUUAUUAGGUAUAGCUAUGUGUGAUUUAUUAACUGUAUUAUUACCAUUACCUGUAUAUUUAUGCUUUUUAACAAGUAAUAUAUUUUCAGAAAAUUUAACAAUAUUUAAAGGAUAUAGUGUAACUUAUUUAACUACAAUAUUACCAACUGUAUGUCAUACAUCAUCUAUAUGGUUAACUGUAUUAUUAGCAUUACAACGAUUUAUUUAUGUACAAUUUCCAUUAAAAGCAAAUCAAAUUUGUUUAUGUCAAUGGAGAUCAGUUCAAUUAUUAAUUAUUUUAACUGUAUUAGCUGGUUUAUUAUUACAAUUACCGCAUAUGAUUGUAAUGCAUUUUAUUAAUGCAUUAGAAUAUUGUUUUUUAUCAUCGACAUCCUCAUCUUCACCACGACUACCACCAUCAUCAUCCUUACUACCACCAUCAUCAUCAUCAUCAUCAUCAUCAUCAUCAUCAUCCUCACCACCAUCAUUAUCAAUAUCAAAUUAUUUAUUUGAUUCACAAUUUAUUUCAUAUUUAUUUAAUACUACUGAUAAAAUAAAUCAUUAUAAUUAUAUAAGAUUUCAUAAAAUUAAUUUAAUGAAAUGUACACCAAUGAGUCAAACAAUAUUUUUUACAUUAUUAUUAAUACGUGUAUUAAUUGUUAAUUUAAUACCAUGUAUUAUGUUAACUAUAUUAACUGGUUUAUUAAUUAUGGCAUUAAGACGUUUUAUACAAAAUAGACAAAAAUUAUUAAAAAUCAAUAAUCAUAAUAAUAAUGAUAAUAAUAAUAAUAAAUCAAUAACAUUUUAUAAAAAUAAUAUAAAUUCAUAUAUAAUCCAUAAAAAAUAUAAUGAAAUGAAUCAAUUAGAAAAAUCUGAUCAAUCUAAUCAAAAUGAAAUCAAUUUAUUAAAUAAUCAAUUAAAAUCAAUAAAAAAUAAUAAAAAUUUUAAAAAAAAUCAUUACGUCAUAAUUUAACUGAUACUGAUUCUACAUCAAAAAUGAUGCUUGUUAUAUUGGGAAUAUUUUUAUUUACAGAAAUACCAACAACAAUAUGUUUAUGUAUUUAUGCAUUUAUAACAUUAUUAGAUAUUUAUCCACCAUCAGCAUUUUAUCAAAUUGUUGAAAUCUGUAAUUUUCUGGUGAUAUUAUCUUAUCCAGCAAAUUUUUUUGUAUAUUUGGCUAUGUCAAGACAAUUUAAAAAUACCUUCUGGAAAAUAUUCUAUCAAUUACGUCGUAAUAGUAAUCAUAAUAAUCGUACUACUAUUGAACAAUGAAAUUAUAAAUUUCAAUGUCAGUUCAUUUGAAUAUGGGACUCAUUAUUGUUCAUUUUAAAUUGAAUAAAAAGAUGUUUUUGCUUUGUAUUUGUUUUCUUGCCAUUAUUAACAGUAAAUGAAUAAAACAUUUUUACAUAAUCUUGUUUAUCUUCUCAUCAGAACAUAAUAUUUAAUAUAUAGUUCAAAUGAAUUAUUAUUAACUUUCCUCCUAAUUUCAUUUGUAUACAUUGAAUAAAGCUAUUUGUAUUGACUUGUUUUGAUUUAUAAUAUUAUGACAAAUUGAAUUGUAUAAUACCAAUUGUUUACUUCAAUAGGCUAUAUAAGAUAAUUAACAGAUUUGUGUUUGGCUAUAGAUACUAGUGUGGUGUGUGAUACUGAUAGUAAUAUGUAUGAUUAAUCAAAAGUGAAAUGCCUAGAGGUAGAAGGUUAAAAAGAUUAAAGAAAAGAGAACGAGAACAAAGAAUGAUUGGUGUAGAAAUGAGAGAACAAUAAAGUUUGAGACGAUUGAUUGAUAUUUUGCAAAUGAAGUAUUUACUG